UGUUGACUGAAAUUGACACCAGGCGGUGAAUAGAGUCCCUCCUCAGGUUGCUGGGCUCAGUCAUUUAUUAAAUAGGGCUGCUUGUCAGGAGGGCGUGAAGUCUCCAGAAGGAAAUGCCCCACCUGGGCCCGGAAGCUGUGCCCGGAAGCUGGGGCCUCUAACCCCGGGGUUGAUUUCUUCGGUGAGGUUGCAAAGGAUAUAUGGUCAAAGUGGCACUCAGUUGAGGAAGAAUAUUGGGCAGUUCUGAAGCCAUGCGUUCUGCGUUUGUCUGGGAUGGAUUGUAGAGAGAUGGACUUAUACGAGGACUACCAGUCCCCGUUUGAUUUUGAAGCAGGUGUGAACAAAAGCUAUCUCUACUUGUCUCCUAGUGGAAAUCCAUCUCCGCCCGGAUCACCUACUCCUCAGAAACUUGGUCUGCUGCGAACAGACCCAGUCCCUGAGGAAGGAGAAGAUGUCGCUGCCACGAUCAGUGCCACAGAGACCCUGUCAGAAGAGGAGCGGGAGGAGCUACGAAAAGAACUUGCAAAGGUAGAAGAAGAAAUCCAGACUCUGUCUCAAGUGCUAGCAGCAAAAGAGAAGCAUCUAGCAGAGAUCAAGCGGAAACUUGGAAUCAAUUCACUACAAGAACUCAAACAGAACAUUGCCAAGGGGUGGCAAGAUGUGACAGCAACAUCUGCAUACAAGAAGACAUCUGAAACUCUGUCUCAGGCUGGGCAGAAGGCUUCAGCUGCUUUUUCAUCUGUUGGCUCAGUUAUCACCAAAAAGCUGGAAGACGUAAAAUUGCAAGCCUUUUCACAUUCCUUUAGUAUACGCUCCAUUCAACAUUCAAUUAGCAUGCCUGCUAUGAGAAACUCUCCAACUUUCAAAUCUUUUGAAGAAAAGGUUGAAAACUUAAAGUCUAAAGUAGGGGGAACCAAGCCUGCUGGCGGUGAUUUUGGAGAAGUCUUGAAUUCGGCUGCGAAUGCUAGUGCCACCGCCACAGAGCCUCUUCCAGAGCAGACACAGGAGAGCCUGUGAGAUUCCUACCUUUGUUCUGCUACCCACUGCCAGAUGCUGCAAGCAAGAUCCAGGCACAUCUUGUCAACAUUCAUUGCCAUGAAUUUCUACCAGAUGUGCUUUUAUUUAGCUUUACAUAUUCCUUUGACCAAAUAGUUUGUGGGUUAAACAAAAUGAAAGUAUCUUCACCUCUAUUCUUGGGAAACACCCUUUAAUGUGCAUUUAAGGUCCUUUAUUUAGGAAACAUUGUUAAAACACUUGCAGUACCUGAGAAUACUCGCUAGAAUGAUCUCAGAAGCUCUACGGGUUGUUAGUUGUUUUUCUACUUUACAAAAUUGGUGUAGAUCUGGGAUGCCAGUUUGAUUUUGUCUUCUAUCAGAUUUCCUUUUAUUCCUCUUUGACUUGCUGUAUAUUUGAUUCCUAACUAAAACUGUACUUUAAAACUUUCUGAAUCCUGGUUAUUAAAAGUUUGGUAUAUUUUCUAUACCUUUAAGGGAAGAACUAGCCACUACAAAAAAUAUUUUGGAAUAAAUACUGUUUCGGGAUAAGGUACAUAUCUUGGAUGUCUGAAGACACAAGAGUAAACAGCUCUCCAUCCAAUCUGUUACAGUUUUAUAAGUGACAGACAGUAUGUACAGUAAUCAAACUUCUAGGUGACUUUAGAGUGAAGUCCCUGUAUCCUUGUUUAUCACCGUUUGUGACAGUAAUCAUUUCAGUAUAUUGGUUAUUAUGCCACUUGUAUCAACUUAUUUUUUACCAGGUUAAAAUUUUGAUUUCAGAGUCAAUUAACAAAGCAACAUUCUGAAUCAAGCAUAUUUUAUUAACAGGUUGAAAUGUGAACACACUCAUCACUAUUCAGUUCAAAAGCCUGAAAGUCUUUUAGAUCUAGAUGGGUAUAAAAAAUGCCAAAAUCAUUUACAUUAAGGGAAACAUUAUUGUCUUCGUUUCUUCAUUUAAUCCAUUUUGCACCAUUUAAAAUAAGCACACAAAGUUAUAUGACUAAUAUAACUUGAAAAUUUUUUAUACUAAGGGGUUGGUGAUAACUCCUGAGGCUGUCAUGCAUUAAUAAAAAUUAACUCAUUGUUUUCUACUUAUUUGUUUUCUGUGUGUUAGAAAUUGUAAAAUGAUACUGUAGACUCUGCCCCCUACUUUGAAAACUGAAUGUUGGGGCUGGUGAAUCUAACCUUCUGGGCAUAUUUGCAUGGAGGCCAAGAGACUCUAUUAGUAACUACUUACUCCUUACCAUCAACUUUUUCUUAUGCUGUAUAUGUCUCUGGCCUACAGUGUUGUAUUUGUUAUUUAUCAAGUUGUGAUUAUUUUAUUAUUGUUUAUGCCAAAUGUUAAUUGCCAAACUUGGAGUGACCUAAAGCAUUUUUUAAAAGCAUGGCUAGAUUUACUUCAGGAUAAGUUAACUUAUAAACACCAAAUUUGAAAAGCCACAAGUGUUGAUCGUCAUAAAAUAACAUGCUGCCAUUCUCGAUUGCUAGAGCUUCUGUUAGCACCUUGGAUGCAAUGAAACCUAUGCUCUAUUCAUGUGAAAAGCUUAAUAAAUUCUGUAUGUAAGUUGUAUAGGUCUCAAUAUUUAUUAUGAGACCGGUGGUCUGGAAACAGCUUGUUGUAUUAAAGGAUCAAUGUCUAUGCUUUAAGAAAAGUGGGGGAGGGGAAUUUUUUACUAUCCACUUUAUUACUGGUAUAUUAACAUAUUCUAAAUAAUUUUCUUUUAGACACUUGAGGGCAAAGGUUAUUGAAGUGUUGUCCCAGAGGAGUAGACCUGUAGAAUUUUGUCUUUCUAUAGAAAUAUUUUGGUUACUCAACAUAACUGUUAAAUUACUGUUUCUAUCUAGUCUUUAAAUUUUUAUUCCGGCAUCUUUUCAUCACAUUGUUUACAUGUCCUUCCCUCUUCAGCAAGGCAAAUGGAGUAAGAUGGUAAUUUCUUUGGUUGAAUGAAAUAUCCUCAAGUAUAACUUUACUGCCCAAAUGGGGUAGAAAUGAAGGUGGGAAGUGGCAUGGGUGGAUGGAGGUGGAUAUUGAGGAUGGUUGUGAAAUAAAUUGGAGAAUCACUUUUCCAGACAUCUACCUACACUUAAGCUAAAAAAAAAAAAACUUUGAAAAAUGUAUUUGCAAAGCAUUCUGGCCCUUAAAAGAAGUAGUAAAAAAGAAAUAGUAAAAAAGAGGAUGAAUUUAGAAAAAUAAACAUAGAUCUAAUUAUUAUUCAAAAUGGUCUUUGUGACAGAUUCAAUAUUAUGAAUUCACGGAUAGUAAAGGAAUUUGAAAUACAGUCAUCAGUAGAAAAUACCAGAAAGAGGUCCUGGUUACUCUAUUGUGUUUUGUGUUUGACACUAUAAAAAAAAAAAAGCAAGAGAGUGAACUCUCGGAUAUUUACAAAUCUCAGAUAUUUAAGGACUCAGGAAGUGUGACUGAAGAAAAUAUCCCUGAAAAAAUCCCCCACUUACAAAAAGGAAUAUCCUUAAUUUAUGGAGCUUGUGGGAAAUAAAGAAAGAAUUCUUUUGCUUACAAGGCCAAAGUAAUCAAUGAGUUGAAUCCAUUAAUUGGAAUAUCAGCAACACAAAGUGACUUGAAGUAGAAUUAAAAAACAGGUUUAAUUUGGACUGUUUCUGGAUCUGUUAAUCAAGAUAUACACACUGUCUAUUUUUUUGUAUAGUAUUUAAAACAAUAAAAAUUCUAUAAUUUGGGCAUGA
Messenger RNA from Carlito syrichta (Philippine tarsier), 3695 nucleotides. RefSeq names its product tumor protein D52 (gene TPD52). Bases 274 to 1017 code for a protein of 247 amino acids. Lineage: Eukaryota; Metazoa; Chordata; Mammalia; Primates; Tarsiidae. Gene Ontology annotation, cellular component: cytoplasm. The record is from RefSeq and is a predicted model, not a curated record. Gene Ontology annotation, biological process: B cell differentiation. The transcript is spliced from 8 exons.